This is a messenger RNA of Dioscorea cayenensis subsp. rotundata (Guinea yam), 1894 nucleotides long. Its product is annotated as cysteine protease ATG4B-like. The transcript is spliced from 9 exons. The coding region runs from base 181 to 1659 and encodes 492 amino acids. NCBI's taxonomy places the organism in Eukaryota, Viridiplantae, Streptophyta, Magnoliopsida, Dioscoreales, Dioscoreaceae. The record is from RefSeq and is a predicted model, not a curated record. Gene Ontology annotation, molecular function: protein-phosphatidylethanolamide deconjugating activity.
UUCCAAUUUCCGGCGAUCUCUCUCGGAUCUGGCGAUUGAAUCUCCUCUCUCUCAAUCGUGAGAGAAAAGGUUUUGAAACCCUAGGAACAAGAUAUAUGCUGUGUUUUCAUCCAUGAUUUAGUUCUGUGGCUAUGAAACAUUGGGGCAAUCUGUUAUAGUAUGUGCAUGUAUCACUAGGUAAUGACGGGCUUGCUUGAAAGAGCUGUGGCUUCAAACUUUCCUGCAGGAGAACAACAGUCUCGGAAUUCAAGUGAGAGAGAAACACUAGCUGUUGCUGUUUCAGAAGAAGAAUCGGCUCCUAGUAUUACUCAAACUAGGUCCUCAAAGGCUUCUUUGUGGUCCAGUUUUAUAGCAUCCACUUUCACCAUCUUUGAAACUGAGCGCUCUUCAGGUGACAAAGAAGGCAAGAGGAAAAGUUAUGGUUGGACAAGUGCUGUGAAAAAAGUGGUGAGCAGCAGUUCAAUGAGGAGGCUUCAGGAGCGUAUUCUGGGGACUAAUAGAGUUGAUGUUUCGAGCUCAAAUAGUGAUAUAUGGCUUUUGGGCAUAAAUUAUAAAGUUUCACAAGAGGAAUCAUCCGAUCGUGAUAACUAUGGUUUGGAUGCAUUCUUGCAAGAUUUCUCAUCGAGAAUCUGGAUCACAUAUAGGAAAGGUUUUGAUCCGAUUGUUGAUACGAAGUUUGUGAGCGAUGUGAAUUGGGGUUGCAUGAUCAGAAGCAGUCAGAUGCUUGUUGCACAGGCAAUGCUUUUCCAUCACAUGGGAAGGUCAUGGAGGAAGCCCACGCAGAAGCCAUAUGAGCGAGAAUACAUCAGAAUUUUACAUCAUUUUGGUGAUUCCGGAAUGUCUGCUUUCUCUAUACACAAUUUGCUUCAAGCGGGUAGAAACUAUGGCUUGGCUGCUGGUUCAUGGGUUGGUCCAUAUGCCAUGUGUCGUGCAUGGGCCGCUCUUACUCAACCAAAUGGACAGCAUGGCGACAAAACAAAAGAAAUCUUGCCCAUGGUUGUAUAUGUUGUUUCGGGUGAUGAAGAUGGGGAGCGUGGUGGGGCUCCAGUUAUCUGUAUAGACAAUGUUGCUAGACUUUGUUCUGAUGCAACCAGUGAUCAUGUGACGUGGCUGCCGAUUCUUUUGUUAGUUCCCUUGGUUCUUGGACUAGAAAAAAUCAACCCUAGGUAUAUUCCGUUGCUAUGUGAAACAUUCACUUUUCCGCAAAGCUUGGGCAUUUUAGGUGGGAAAACUGGGGCAUCAACAUACAUUGUUGGCGUGCAAGACAACAAAGCGCUCUACUUGGAUCCUCAUGAAGUUCAACAAGCAGUUGACAUCAAAGAAGAUGACUUGGAAGCUGAAACUUCUUCCUAUCACUGCAGUGUUGUACGUCAAAUGCAACUUGAUCUCAUUGAUCCUUCUCUGGCUAUUGGAUUCUAUUGCCGAGAUAAAGAUGAUUUUGAUGAUUUCUGUUCUCGCGCGUCCGCACUUGGUGAUAGAUCGAACGGUGCACCGCUUUUUACUGUCACACAAUCACCUCGAUCCUCAAGAUCAAUCCACCAGGGUGCUCUAAUGGAAAACAUAGAUGGCUCAGACGAUUUUCGAGUAGGAGAGAUGUUCAACACCGAAGACAUUUGCGAUGACAGCCAAACGCAAGAAGAUGAAUGGCAAAUUCUUUGAACCAUCUGAAUCACUCUUUCUCUUAUCAUGAUCUUAUUUCUUAUUUAUAUUCAAACCAAUCGAAAUUGUUUUUAAUAUCUUCGUCAUUUAUUGUAAUCUACUAAAGCUCAUGGUGUACAUUAAAGAAAUUUGUUUAUCUCAUGCAAAUCACCAGAUUUGGUCAUAAAAUGUUUAAAAAUGGUAUAUUUGUAUUUGUUGGAAAUCAAUAUGACUUGUUCAUGUGUUAUUAGCUUCA